AUGAGGCAGCAGGGCGUGCGCGCGGCCGCGCUGGUCCUGUGCAUCCUGUCCUACCUGCUGGUGGGCGCCUUCGUCUUCGACGCGCUCGAGUCCGAGGCGGAGAGCGGCCGCCAGCGGCGGCUGGCCCAGAAGCGCGGCGAGUUCUGCAGCAAGUACGGCUUCUCGGCCGAGGACUACCGCGAGCUGGAGCGCCUGGCCAGGCAGGCCGAGCCGCACCGCGCCGGCCGCCAGUGGAAGUUCGCCGGCUCCUUCUACUUCGCCAUCACCGUCAUCACCACCAUCGGGUACGGCCACGCCACGCCGGGCACGGACUCGGGCAAGGUCUUCUGCAUGUUCUAUGCGUUCCUGGGUAUCCCGCUGACGCUGGUCACCUUCCAGAGCCUGGGCGAGCGGCUGAACGCGCUGGUGCGGGGCCUGCUGCUGGCGGCCAAGCGCUGCCUGGGCCUGCGGCGGCCGCGCGUGUCCACCGAGAACAUGGUGGUGGCCGGGCUGCUGCUGUGCGCCGCCACCCUCGGCCUCGGGGCCGCCGCCUUCGCGCACUUCGAGGGCUGGACCUUCUUCCACGCCUACUACUACUGUUUCAUCACCCUCACCACCAUCGGCUUCGGCGACUUCGUGGCGCUGCAGAGCGACGAGGCGCUGCAGACGAAGCCGCCCUACGUGGCCUUCAGCUUCCUUUACAUCCUGCUGGGUCUCACGGUCAUCGGCGCCUUCCUCAACCUCGUGGUCCUGCGCUUCCUCGCGGCCACCGCCGACGCGCCCGAAAGCGCCACCAGCCCGCUCCGCCUGGGGGCGCUCGAGAGCCGCGGCCCCUCCAGGACCCGCCGCCCAGCCCGCCCCGGGGGCUCCCGCUCUAUCUCCCAUAGCAUCCACCAGCUGGAGAUGUGCGCCCGCGACAAUCUGGGCUUCUCUCCGCCCUCGAGCCCCGGGGCCGUGCGCGGCGGCAGGGCAGACAGGCCCCCGGUCCGGCGGAAUUCCAUCUGA
This is a messenger RNA of Cynocephalus volans (Philippine flying lemur), 984 nucleotides long. RefSeq names its product potassium two pore domain channel subfamily K member 15 (gene KCNK15). NCBI's taxonomy places the organism in Eukaryota, Metazoa, Chordata, Mammalia, Dermoptera, Cynocephalidae. The record is from RefSeq and is a predicted model, not a curated record. Gene Ontology annotation, biological process: stabilization of membrane potential; potassium ion transmembrane transport. The coding region runs from base 1 to 984 and encodes 327 amino acids. Gene Ontology annotation, cellular component: plasma membrane. Gene Ontology annotation, molecular function: potassium ion leak channel activity; outward rectifier potassium channel activity. The transcript has 2 exons.